Theobroma umbraticum is the source of this 2068-nucleotide messenger RNA. RefSeq names its product F-box protein At2g39490-like. The record is from RefSeq and is a predicted model, not a curated record. Gene Ontology annotation, molecular function: protein binding. Lineage: Eukaryota; Viridiplantae; Streptophyta; Magnoliopsida; Malvales; Malvaceae.
AGUCAAUACCCCAAAUGACUAUGGUUUCAUAUUAUUCUUUGAUCAAACCAUAACAUGGAGGUAAAACCAGAAUCAAACAUCCAAUUCUGCUUGACAUGCUGCUAAGCUAUGCCUCCAUCAGGCCAAACUGGUUUUAUAAAAAUAUUCACCAAUCAACUCAAUCUAAUUCAAUCUCUUCAGAAAGUUAAAGCAAAGAUCAAGCACAAGAUGACCAGAGACAAAAAGGAAACUGAUCAAGAUGAUAAAGAGAGGUUGGAUUUUGAGCAUAACGAGGUUGAUGUGAUCAGCUCUUUACCUAAUGAAAUCCUUUGCAGAAUCAUUUCCUUUCUCCCUUUUAAGUCUGCCGUCCAAACUAGUUUACUUUCCAUCCGAUGGAAAAACUUAUGGAAGAUGGCUUUAUUGAAAGAUGGGACUAAAGAGGAAGCUGUCACUGCUGUUUUCAACUUUCUCAAUGAUUUUCCUCAACUUCAUCAACCAAGAAACAACUGGGGGUUGCAAUAUAACUUUGAUCAAGGUAGUGUCCUCUUUGUUGCCAUUGCACCUGCUGGUAUACUUCAUCUAGAUUUCUCCGCAGGGAAACAAGAAUCUCAAAGGCAAUUUAGCUUGUCCUUGGGGCAAAACCAGCGAAUUUACUACUACUACCAGCCAUCUCUUUCCACUGCAUUCAACUUGAAAGCUCUUUAUCUUGUAUCAGUUAGUCAUGUUUCUUCAGAGAUGGUUUCUUGUCUGUCGUCCAAUAUCCCAUCUCUUGAAAGUCUGACAAUAGCAAAAUGCAAUGGAUUACAAUCUAUACAACUUGGGAGUAAUUCAGAGCUUCAAAAAUUAACUGUCUUAGAUUGCUUGCAAUUGGAGUCUAUCAGGAUGCAUUUCAAUUUACAGUUUAGGUUAAAGUCCUUCCGAUGUCGAGGAAGAGUUGUGUGUUUUAAAUAUUAUGAUGAAGAUCCACUCUACUACCGGUAUCCUCGUGCCAAUGAUCAUUCACAUUUGGAGCUGAAAGACGCCAUGCUUGAUUUUAGACAAGGCCCUGGCUACUAUGGCAUCAAUAUACCUGGCUUUGAAUCCAUCACUCACAGCAUAAGAUGGGUCAAGACUCUGACAUUACGUAGAUGGGUUUUCGAGGAAUUGAUCUUACCAGAGCUAAACCUUUUAGGUGAAGGCUUCUGCAAGCUAACAGAAUUGUGGUGGAUUGAUAAUUCACCAGAGAGAUAUAAUAGUAAUGCCUUAAUCUCCUUUCUCAAACUCUGUCCUCGGUUAACCAGGCUCUAUAUCACUAUCGAUCCUAACAGCUACAACAUGGCAAACAUAAAGAUGUCUUCGAUCAAGGUCACGAGGCCUAUGAAAUUGAAGCAUCUCAAGGCUGUCAAGUUAGAAGGAUUUGCCAAUGAGGAAGAGGAGUUUGAUCUGGCAAAGCAGUUGAAAGAGGUAUUGCAAGCAGAACCACUGAUUAUAAAGUGGGAUGGAACUGUGAGAAGUCUAACAAAAGUACAAAACCAGCUAAAGAAAGGGACAGAUCCAUAUGAAUAUAUUGAGCAAAGAGUUGAAAAUCUUAAUGAAUUAUGUCCUAAACAUCCUCACAUGGACCACUAAAGGGAAGAAGUUUUCACUUGUUAUACCUGUAAAUCAUUCACCAAAACAGAAGAAGGAAACCAUAAUCUCAAUUUUGUAUCUUUGAGGAUUGAAAGGAUUUUUGUUAUUGUACCUUUGGUUCUUGGAUGGGAAGUGCAUGCAUUGUAUUGAAAGGAUUUGACGUUUGAGAUUUUUGCUAACAUUCCUUAUACGUUAUACCAAGUCAUUGCUUGCAUUAGAAGUUAGCUGGAUAUUGUUGAAACACUUUAAAAGGGUAAAUUAUAUUGGCAUCCCUGAAGUUUGCUACUGAUUAAAAUUGGCAACCGUAUUUUUGGAAAAUUACAAUCCAAUAUCUUUAAAUUUUCCUUCCUUUGUGGUGAAUUUAGUAUUACUGCCAAAUGCUACCAAUUAGGACAUACUACUGAAAUUGAUUGAAAAAUUUUGGGUGGUUUUAAUUUGAAAAGUAGAAAAAGAUUGUUCUGAUGUAUAAUUAAGAGUGAGC